UACUCAUUUCAAGUGAAGGAUCAGUUUCAGGGUUCAGGUUGAAGUGUCUUGAUGACAAGAAUUCAGGUUCCAAGGAGAAGCCCAUAAGGCUAAGGGUAUUGGAUAUAACGGAAAGUGGAAGCUAUACCUGACUUCCAGAGAAUGUGGACUGGAUAUAAGAUCUUAAUCUUCUCUUACCUUACUGCAGAAAUCUGGAUGGAGAAGCAGUAUUUACCUCAAAGAGAAGUGGACCUAGAAGCUUAUUUCACUACGAAUCACACCGUUUUGCAAGGUACUCGAUUCAAAAGAGCCAUUUUCCAAGGGCAAUACUGUAGAAAUUUUGGCUGUUGUGAAGACAGAGAUGAUGGCUGUGUCACUGAGUUCUAUGAGGCGAAUGCAUUGUGCUACUGCGAUAAAUUCUGUGACAGAGAAAAUUCUGAUUGCUGUCCUGACUACAAGUCCUUUUGCCAUGAAGAGAAAGAAUGGCCUCCUCACACACAGCCUUGGUAUCCAGAAGGUUGCUUCAAAGAUGGUCAACAUUAUGAAGAGGGAUCAGUAAUUAAAGAAAACUGCAACUCCUGCACAUGCUCAGGACAGCAAUGGAAAUGUUCCCAGCAUGUAUGCCUUGUUCGUCCAGAAUUAAUUGAACAGGUCAAUAAAGGAGACUAUGGAUGGACAGCACAGAACUACAGCCAAUUUUGGGGAAUGACUUUAGAAGAUGGUUUCAAAUUUCGCCUUGGCACUUUGCCACCUAGUCCCAUGCUCCUGAGCAUGAAUGAAAUGACAGCUCCUUUACCUGCAACAACUGACCUUCCAGAGUUUUUUGUUGCUUCUUAUAAAUGGCCUGGAUGGACUCAUGGCCCAUUGGAUCAAAAAAAUUGUGCUGCAUCCUGGGCAUUUUCCACUGCAAGUGUGGCUGCUGACCGAAUAGCAAUUCAGUCUAAGGGUCGAUACACGGCCAAUCUAUCCCCUCAGAAUUUGAUCUCUUGCUGUGCCAAGAACCGUCAUGGGUGCAAUAGUGGAAGCAUCGAUAGGGCUUGGUGGUACCUGAGAAAACUUGUUUCAACUCAUCAGUAUGGUUCAUUGUCUCCACUCCAUUUGAUGAAAAAUGGGAGGCUGCAUUUCCUCACUUUCAGACUGGUAUCCCAUGCAUGCUAUCCACUUUUCAAAGACCAAAAUGCCAACAAUGGAUGUGCCAUGGCAAGCAGGUCUGAUGGGCGAGGAAAACGGCAUGCCACAAAGCCAUGUCCCAACAACAUAGAAAAAUCUAACAGGAUCUACCAAUGUUCUCCUCCAUACAGAGUCUCUUCCAGUGAAACUGAGAUAAUGAAAGAAAUCAUGCAAAACGGACCAGUUCAAGCCAUAAUGCAAGUCCGUGAGGAUUUCUUCCAUUAUAAGACAGGGAUAUACAGGCAUGUUACCAGCACAAACAAAGAGUCAGAAAAAUAUCGAAAGCUUCAGACACAUGCAGUCAAACUUACUGGAUGGGGCACACUGAGAGGAGCACAAGGGAGGAAAGAAAAAUUUUGGAUUGCUGCCAAUUCCUGGGGAAAGUCAUGGGGAGAGAAUGGCUAUUUCAGAAUUCUUCGAGGAGUAAAUGAGUCUGACAUUGAAAAGUUGAUUAUCGCAGCUUGGGGCCAAAUGACAAGUUCUGAUGAACCAUAACGUAUCAUUAAAUUUCCAUAAGGCCAUGCCUUUAAGUAACCCCCUAAAUUGAAGUUUAGCAAUAUGACAUUCUUGGUGACAAUGGAAUCUUUGUCUCUUCACCGUGUUAACAUAAUCUAUCUAUUUUCUUAUUUUCCCCCCUGGUCUAUGCUUCUGCUUCCUUCAUAUUACUGAGCAUAAAAAACACCAAAAAAGGACAGCAGAGUGCCUAAGUGCCUUUAAAGUUC
Macaca mulatta (Rhesus monkey) is the source of this 1871-nucleotide messenger RNA. RefSeq names its product tubulointerstitial nephritis antigen (gene TINAG). Gene Ontology annotation, molecular function: cysteine-type peptidase activity. Gene Ontology annotation, biological process: proteolysis. The record is from RefSeq and is a predicted model, not a curated record. Lineage: Eukaryota; Metazoa; Chordata; Mammalia; Primates; Cercopithecidae.